AUGACCAUCAAGCUGGGUUUUGACGUAAAUAUCCUGUAUAGAAAAAGACUGCUCUCUGUUCACCUCUUUUUUAAUUUCACUUCUAAAGACAACCAAAAACAUCAACUGUGGAUAACACUAACAACCUUGAGGAUGGCAUUGAAACUAAAACUUAAGGUCCAACCAACAGACGGCUCUAGCAAUUACCUGCCUCAGACUGAGGACCGCACCCAGAAACCACCAGUGUUGAAAAUCAAGCCCCCACAAACGACUCCUUCAAAACGAACCGCAGAUGCAAAUGACGGAGACAAACCUAAGAAGCUAAAACUAAGUUUAUCGAAAAGUAAGUCCAACCUGUCUGGAAGUGUACCUAAACCGAGGUUUGUUCCACGUGUGAGGAUAAAACCAACGAGAAUACCAGGUGAAGGUUACGACUCCGAGGCUCCAGAUUUGGAAGACGACCCUUUAGUAGAGCAAGGGAUAGUAGUGAGAUUCUUAAACGAUACGAAUAUUGAGUUUGUGCACAAUGCUGUUGAAUCUGGUGACCUAACAGGACUCAAUGUGAAAUGGAUUACGAGGGAAAAAGCUGUUGUGAAUGUAAAUGGUACACUUUAUUCGGCAAGACUAAUUGACUUGCCCACAUUGGUGGAAGUAUACAAAACAGUGGAUAAGAAAAGUAUCCUCAAGAACUUAGAUGUAUCGCAGAUAUUACUCGUGUUGCAUACGAUAAACCCUACUCAAUUGAAUACAGAAAAGGAUUUCGAAGUACCCAGCGAAUAUCUAUUCAAGCACCCUUUCUACGAUCACGUCAAAAAUAAGGAGGUACCUCGCAAACGAUCAGUCUAUCGGAACGGGGUGUUGGAACCUUUCAAGGACGUUUAUCGUAGGUUUCGACCUACGCGAGCUGAUCAUAGAGUGAUCCAGGAUAUUGAGGAUAGAGUCGAUGCCUUGAUUAAGCUCGACAACGAGGCUGAAGAAAGCCACUUUGAGCUAGUGGAUCCACUGUCGUAUCGAAAAUAUGGUCAUUCAAGCAAUACACCAUCGGCAGUGGCAUCACCUCAUCCUGAAUCUUUGAACCAAAAAUUGGACAAACCAUCGAGAUUCGAGUAUGAAGGUGUUGAUGAUUCACAAAACUCUCGGGAGGCCACCCCAAAUAGUAACAACGCCAUUGAUCCAAGAGAUAAAGAGGAUUAUGAAUUGAACGAAGACGAUUUUGAAAUCAACCUUGAAGAGGAAUUGAAUAAAGUGCUUGAUGACAAAGAAUCAUCUAGCGAUAAACAAGUGGUAACGGUGUCACCACUGAUGGCGCAAAUGUUGCAAGACAAAGGUGCAUUGAUUGAAGGGUCGUAUGAGGGACAGGGUGACGACAGCGAUGCACUAUUGUUUGGGGAAGUAGACAGUGACGAUGAGGGUGAAGAAGGUGAUGAGGGUGAAGAAGGUGGUGAUGGUGUAGAGGGCAAUGAGGAUGAGGCCGGAGACGAGGAUGACGAAGAGGAUGAUGAUGAGGAUGAGGAUGAUGAAGACAAGGUGCAAGGAAAGGAAAGUCUACUGCAUUCAAAGUUGCUAGAGGAGGAGAUCACCGAGUUGGAGAAAGUGGUGGAGAAGCAUAGAAAGAACCUCUCUUCCACCACCGACGCAAUGAUGAAAAUGAAACUUCAAAGUAACAUUUCAUCCCUCAAAGCUUCAUUGGAACAAAAGAGGAGAGAUUUGCUGAAGUCUAUUGAAAAUGAAGAAACACAUCAUAUCACAUCAGUUAGCGGCAAACUUGAUUCAGAAACACGAUCUGGCAAAGGUUUGAAAGAUCGAGUUAAGGAAGCAGAAGAGGACUGUGGGGAUGAUGAAGACGCAGAAGAUGCAGAAGUCCUGGAUAAUGACAAUGAUAGUGGUGAUUCCAUAGACGAACUUUUUUGA
Lodderomyces orthopsilosis Co 90-125 is the source of this 1890-nucleotide messenger RNA. RefSeq names its product TATA-binding protein-associated factor TAF7. Lineage: Eukaryota; Fungi; Ascomycota; Pichiomycetes; Serinales; Debaryomycetaceae. The record is from RefSeq and is a predicted model, not a curated record. Gene Ontology annotation, molecular function: RNA polymerase II general transcription initiation factor activity. Gene Ontology annotation, cellular component: transcription factor TFIID complex. The transcript has a single exon. Gene Ontology annotation, biological process: RNA polymerase II preinitiation complex assembly; transcription initiation at RNA polymerase II promoter. The coding region runs from base 1 to 1890 and encodes 629 amino acids.